This is a messenger RNA of Ailuropoda melanoleuca (giant panda), 1286 nucleotides long. RefSeq names its product TNF receptor superfamily member 6b (gene TNFRSF6B). The record is from RefSeq and is a predicted model, not a curated record. The transcript is spliced from 3 exons. Gene Ontology annotation, molecular function: protein binding. Bases 208 to 1134 code for a protein of 308 amino acids. Lineage: Eukaryota; Metazoa; Chordata; Mammalia; Carnivora; Ursidae.
AAAACCGGGUCAAAGCAUGGUCCCCUGGAGGUCGUGAGCCCUCCCCCAGGGGCGUGGCAAGGCCAGCCCAUAUAGGCCCGCACGGCAGCCCGAGUCAGAGUGUGGGGUGGCAGCGGCUAGGGUGGUGCUGCCGGUGCCUGGGCGCGUCGUCCUGGUGUCCCCGCUGCUGGGCACGGUGGAGGCCGAGCGGCUGCCCCAGCGAGGGCCAUGUGGACACUGGAGAGGCGGGGCCCACCGCCCCUGACCCCACCGUGGGCGCUGCCCACCCUGCUGCUAGCUCUUGCGGCACACACAGCCGCCGCGGCGGGGACGGCGGGCGCGCUCACCUACCCAUGGCGGGACGCGGAGACUCGGGAAUGGCUGGUGUGCAACCAGUGCCCCCCAGGCACCUUCGUGCAGCGGCCGUGCCGCCGGGACACCCCCACAACGUGCGGUGCGUGCCCCCCUCGUCACUACACCCAGUUCUGGAACUACCUGGAACGCUGCCGCUACUGCAACGUCAUCUGCGGGGAGCGCGAAGAGGAGGCGCGGCCCUGCGAGGCCACCCACAACCGGGCCUGCCGCUGCCGCCCCGGCUUCUUCGCACACGCUGGCUUCUGCCUGGAGCACGCGCCUUGCCCGCCUGGUACCGGCGUGGCUGUCCCUGGCACCCCGAGCCAGAACACGCAGUGCCAGCCAUGUCCCCCUGGCACCUUCUCAGCCAGCAGCUCCAGCUCAGAGAAGUGCCAGCCCCACCGCAACUGCACGGCCCUGGGCCUCAGCCUCAACGUGCCAGGCUCCUCCUUCCACGAUGCCCUGUGCACCAGCUGCACCAGCUUCCCGCUCAGCACCAUGGCGCCAGGGGGGCCAGGGGCUGAGGAGUGUGAGCGCGCCGUCAUCGACUUCGUGGCUUUCCAGGACAUGUCCUCCAAGAGGCUCCUGCGGCUGUGGCAGGUGCUGGCGGGCCCGGAGGCCCAGGGUCUGGUGACGCCGAGGGAGGGCCGCGCAGACCUCCAGCUGAAGCUGUGGCAGCGGCUCACGGACCUCCGAGACGCACAGGCCGGGGCGCUGAUGGCGCAGCUGCUGCGGGCACUGAGAGAGGCCAGGCUGCCUGGGCUGGAGCGCAGCGUCCGCACACGUUUCUGGGCGCACUGAGCACCCUGCCCCCUAUUUAUUCUGCUCCCAAGCUUUGGCCCCACGUGGAUGUCACCCCCCCCCCGCCACGGCACCACAGUAACCUCAACUGACCGACUAGGCUCCUGUUGCGCUAACAGUUUAUUUUUUAUAAAGCCGUUUUGUACAAUGGG